Molecule: messenger RNA, 579 nt
Organism: Trichoderma asperellum CBS 433.97
Lineage: Eukaryota; Fungi; Ascomycota; Sordariomycetes; Hypocreales; Hypocreaceae
Source: RefSeq, a predicted model, not a curated record
CUACAGUUUAACACUCUCUGCGUCCAUCUCUCAACCCCACCCUCUUCUACAUUAACGGCCUACUGGAUAGAGUAGUACUACUACCUAUUCAAUUGUCACUUUGUCGUUUCUAUCAUUUUAUUGUAUACGUGUAAUCGGUAUCUUGGCUGUAAUCGGGUGGAGGCGCAGGCAGCGAGUAAACUUUUGCCAAGAACCAGCUCUAUUUGCCAAGGCUGUUGUAGCCGCAUGUACUUUGCACUCCAUACAGGCACCCCAGCUGUCAAGUCCAUUCCUCUUUUCUUUCUUUCUUUCUUUUUCUUCCCACUCUUACACGGCCAAACAGCUCUCUGCUGUGGGUGUACCUGGACACGUGCGAGACCCAAGGCAGGAGGUAGAGCACGUGUUACCUCAAUCUUUGCCCCCUCACAGGAGCUACUGCAAGUGCGGAGAAUCAGGAUCAAGCCUGGGCUGUGGACAGCGUCGACGUGGAUGGGGACAAAUGGCCGACUAGCAUGUUUCGUGAUUCAUGAUUCAAGGCUGCUUACGAAGUGAACGGCACGAACUAGUCGUGCGCGGAGGACAGGCGGUGCUGUUGUUUUC